AUGGGCUCGGGGAGGACGCUGAAGUUCGCCCUGUGCGAAGUGCUGCAGUUUGCAGGCCUGUGCGUGCCCCUCUUCAUCGUCAUGCAGAGGUUUGCCAUCAUCGUAGCAAAGGUCAAAACGUCGGCGCAGCCCCCCGGCGACGGCAGCACGGCCUACUGGCUGAUCGUGGCCUCCUCCAUCGCCUACGUCACCUCCACCGCCCUGCUGGUCUGGGUUCCCCUGAAGUAUAUGGUCUUCAUGAAGAAGAAGUUUCUCAUUGGGAGGAAGAAGUGGAGGCCGGUGGCCCUCGUAUAUGUGAUCCUGUCCACAUUACCCUGCUUUGCCUUUCUCAUCGCCAGCUCUGAGGUUCAGAUAAACAACAACAUGAAACAUGAUACGUUCACAGAGCUCCCCGUAUCACUAGUCCUCUUCUCGCUCAUCUGUAUCGACGUUGUGGAGAGGAUACGUCACUGCAGACUGACCGGCCAGGCUAGUGAUAUGGAACGAGAUGCUGAAAUCCCCUCCACUGUCCUCACACAUGUGGAACAGGUAACACCAGUAGCUCCAAUUACUCCAGCUGUGCCGGGGCCAGCUGUGCCGGGGCCAGCUGUGCCCGGACCAGGUGUGCCCACUCCUUUGCAACCUGGAGCGAACCAGCUCAACGACAGGAACCAGAACGGAGCAGGGGCUCGACCAGAGACCAACGGGAUGGUCCCGGGGCUACCGGGCAACACCGGGAGGCCGUUUAGUAUCUCUGGGUUGAGCUCACGAUCAGCGAGCACCACAGCGUACCGCUUAUCUCCCUACGCCUACACGGGGCCUCUGAGGUUUCUGUGUGCCAGUGACGCCCGAGCUGACGUGUUUGUGGACAGCUUUAUGUUCUGGAUGGACACGGUGGAGAUGGUGAGAGUAGCAGGACAUCCUCUGGUCUACUUCUCAGGGUGGGUGUUCCCCAUCUACAUCUUCAGCUACGUGUCCUGCCUGCGGGUGGUGGUCAUGCCCCACAGCCCCCUGCUGUCCUCACUCGGAGUGGCCCUGCAGGAUUUACCCUUCUUCUUCGUGCGAGUCGGCCUCAUCGCCUUCUUCGGCUUUGUCACGCCUAUCCUCUAUCUGAUGAAGAACCUGUUGGUCUGUCUGGCCUUUGUCUAUUUCAACUUUAUGACCAAGCUGAGGGUCUUCAACACAGAGAGACUGUUCUUUUGA
This is a messenger RNA of Stegastes partitus (bicolor damselfish), 1182 nucleotides long. RefSeq names its product transmembrane protein 236. Bases 1 to 1182 code for a protein of 393 amino acids. The record is from RefSeq and is a predicted model, not a curated record. Lineage: Eukaryota; Metazoa; Chordata; Actinopteri; Pomacentridae. The transcript is spliced from 5 exons.